AUGAUGUCUGACCACCGGAAAGUGAUCAACCCUCUGCUAAAUGUGUCUGUGACCGGCGCCACCCUGGAAGAUUUCUCUCAACACGCUGUUCUUCUACCAGCUGCAGAGGCGCCGCCCGUUUUACAGCCUGUACAAUUACAACCACCCCCGACGUUACAGCCUACUUCCGAGAUAUCAUUGGUGCCAAAUCAAGAAGACUUACAGAAUUACCAACCGAUUCAAUUUUCCGGUUUUGCCAAUAAUAAUCAACAACCUGCACCGGAAAAUUAUAAUUUUUAUUCACCACCGAUAAAUUCUAACUCUAACUCUUGGGGAGGACAAUAUCCUCAACAACAACAACAACAAGAUUAUUCUUUUCCACAACAACAACCACAACAACCGUUUAUACAACCUGAAUUCACUGUGAAUUCUAAUUUUCCUCCACAACCACAAUCAAUACCAGAACAACAACCAGCUGGCCUACAAUCAGUCUUUUCCUCAUUCUCUUCUUAUUUAAAACUCGGAGGUAGUCGCCCACAAGAAGAACAAGUAACUGCUGUACCUUCAGUUGUUGAUUCCCUGUUGAGCUCGGUUGAUCCCAACGCUCCAGUGGCUUCUGCAGCACCCGUACAGUUCUAUUCUCCGGAUACUACUUUCUCUGCACCUAGUGUUGCAGAAUUAGUACCUACUGUACCUUUAGGAGGACUACCAUCUCCUGUUUUACCUACAGGACCACCACCAGCUACUUCUAAUACAUACAGGCGUGGUGGAUUCAAACGUCCGGCAUACGCGCAGAUUCCUGGACUUACUGCUGGUGCACAAGUAGCUGCACCACCUCCAGUACAACUUCAACCGAACAUACCACCACUUCCGGUUGCGGUAAAUCCUGUCCAUUUACCACCGAGACCUCCAUCUACACAUUCACCUUAUACUCUUGGUAGCACCAAUUUAAAUAUACCAAGUGGUACUUCUGAUUUUGGUUUAAACGCACUUCCAUCACAAGUACAACCAGCUGUCAUUCCUAGUAUACCACUUAUACCUGUUUCUACUGUUUCUGUACCUCCUUCACUUCCUGUUUUGCCUGUUUUGCCUGCAAAGCAACCUACACCACCUCCACCGACUUUUCAACAUCAACAACAAAUUUUACACCCCUCAUUUUUACCUGUCACGCCACAGGUACCUCAAAUACCUACUCCGAAAGUAGAAGCGCAAUCGCCGUUUUUAUCGCCAGUUUCGGUAACAGAAGAGAUUCAAUUAGCAUCGAUUCCUACCAUUCCAAACACUGUACCUACAUUUGACACAUCUGCAACUCCGACUAUACUCACUCCAUCCACAUAUUAUCCUGCUACUUCAUUGACUGGACAUUCUACACUGUUGAAUACAGAAAUGUCGAAAACCAUCGGGGAUUCUCCGCGUGCGUCGCCGGGUUUGAACGCACACAGAGCUGAUUCCACAGAGCAACCAAUUUUGACGCACAAUGAAACCACACAAAUGUAUCGUCCAGUUUAUCAUCACUGGUUUUAUAAAACAGCCAGUGAUACCAAAGUGGUGUGGACGCCAUUCUCUAUGAUGGAUUCAUUAAAUUUGGAUACUGCAUAUUUAUCACCCGAUUUGAGCCCUGAUAGAGUCGAAGCCACUGGGGGACGUUACGACGUCAAUAUUUUACUCCGAGAACGAGUUCCUGUUUACUGGAAAGGCCCCAAAGCCGAGGUACGUCGUUGUUCAUGGUUUCACAAAGGUAACACCGAUGGACGCUAUGUCCCCUAUGAAGAAAACGUUGCUACUAAACUAGAAGAAGAAUUCAAAAUUGCGUUUGAAACAAACACAUGGAACAGACGUGUGGAUCUUGCAAAUGGCGAAAGUGUCGUCUUCCAUGGACCGGAUGUUCUCGUCCUGUUUCCACAAACACAGUGUCCUGACAGUUGGGGAAAUACACCGAAUCAACCUAGACCUCGUGUAGUAAAACGUGGUCUGGAUGAAUUCCACAUCGAAGAAGGAGAACCACCAAAAGUCGACCAUCUUCUAUUCAUGGUCCACGGCAUAGGAAAGUUCUGCGACUUAAAAUUCCGUGGUGUAGAAGAAGCUGUAGAUGAGUUCCGAAGCAUGGCACUACAAUUAGUACAGUCACACUACCGGUCAUCAUGUGAGAAAGAAAUCGCAAACAGGAUUGAAAUAUUACCCAUAAGUUGGCACAGUAAAUUACACUCAGAAGAAACUGGAGUUGAUAAGAAGAUAAAAGGAAUCACCCUGGAAAGCAUUCCGCGUUUGAGAGAAUUUACAAAUGAUACAAUUCUUGAUGUCUUGUUUUAUACCAGUCCGGUUUAUUGCCAGACGAUUAUUUCCUCUGUCGGUAAUGAAUUGAAUCGUGUCUAUGAAUUAUUCAAACAAAGAAAUCCUAGUUUCACUGGUGGUGUGUCUCUGGGUGGGCACAGUCUGGGAUCAUUGAUUUUAUUCGAUAUUUUGUGUCAUCAACAGCCGGAAAAUGAAAAACCAGGUGAUCCAGAAACUCCAACUGGUGCGGAACCAGUGGACGAUCAAUUGUCUCCAUUGAAACCACCUCCUAAUGUGAGAAAGAUGAGCAGGAGGAUUAGUUACAUGAUGGCCCAAAUGGGUACUGGCCAAGCGCAGAUAAACUAUCCACAUUUACACUUUCAACCGAGACAUUUCUUCGCGUUGGGAUCACCGGUUGGCAUGUUCGUGAUGGUAAGAGGCUUAGAAAACCUUGGGGAACAAUUUGCGCUACCUACAUGCCAGGAAUACUUCAAUAUCUUCCAUCCGUAUGACCCAGUCGCAUACAGAAUAGAAACACUGAUUAAUCCUGAGUUAGCUAAUCUAAAACCCGUCUUGAUUCCGCACCACAAAGGCAGAAAACGCAUGCAUUUAGAAUUGAAAGAAACAAUGGCGAGAGUAGGUGCUGAUUUAAAACAGAAACUUAUUGAUUCAAUGAAAAACACGUGGAAUUCUUUCUAUCAGUUUACAUUGUUUAAAGGACAAACAACACAAGCAAAUCCACCGAGUUUAGAAGAAGAGGUUAACAAAGUUCUUGAAGAACAACUGAAACAAGACGGUAAUACUUCCGAUGAAGAUAGUAUCAUCGAAGCAGAGCAAACUGACUUAAAUUUGGGUCAACUAAAUGGUGGUCGUAGGGUUGACUAUGUUCUUCAGGAAGCUCCUUUGGAAUUCUUUAAUGAGUAUAUCUUUGCGCUUACAAGCCACGUUUGUUACUGGGAAUCAAACGAUACAAUCCUAUUGAUUGUCAAGGAGAUCUACAACUCUAAAAACAUAUCCGCUGAUAGUCAAAUUCCCCAGCAAACAAUGAAGAUUGAACGGACAACUUCAACGUCAUCAAAUGAUGACACAUUUACGGCCAGAGGGAUGGACCCGACCGUACCAAUGCAUGCAAAUACAAAUAUUGGUCCUCCACCUAUGGCUGGGUUUGUCCGGAAGUCGUAAAUCUACACAUUUUUCAAGUUUUCGAGGCCUGAAUGUUGUUAGUUUGUUUUGGCUGUGACAAGGUUGUUGUUUUCGGCGGAAAUUUAUCAUAUACAUAAUAAUUUAUUAUUGAUCAAGGACAUGACAUCAGACGAAGUGCCUUGGAAUGUGUUCCUGAUGUCAUCCACUUGUCUAGUGUACUUUAUUGUAAAAUAACAACAAAUAAUAUCUUUUUAAAAUACGAUUAAAUGCAAUUCUAUACA
Messenger RNA from Dalotia coriaria, 3674 nucleotides. RefSeq names its product Phosphatidic Acid Phospholipase A1 (gene PAPLA1). Gene Ontology annotation, molecular function: metal ion binding; glycerophospholipase activity. NCBI's taxonomy places the organism in Eukaryota, Metazoa, Arthropoda, Insecta, Coleoptera, Staphylinidae. Gene Ontology annotation, cellular component: cytoplasm; COPII-coated ER to Golgi transport vesicle. The record is from RefSeq and is a predicted model, not a curated record.